AGGUAUUUUUAUUGGUAGUCCCUUGUUUGACUUCUGUGGGUGCUGUGACAAUAUUCAAAAUGUCACUGAAAUACUUUGUGCAUGUUGUCCUUCUUGAGUAUGUGGACUUUGAACCUGGAAUCACUUGCAGAGAACUGAAUCAGAAGGAAGCAGUUUGUUUGCCUGGUUUUCUUUUUCCAUGUCUCACCUCCUCUUCAUUCUCUCUCCAGGUCAGAGCUCCAGAUGCGGUACAUAACACUGGGUCUGCUGAUACACAUCCUUUAAUGGAAAGUAAACUUAAAGCAUUCAGCAUUGGCAAAAUGAGUGCUGCCAAACGGACUUUGAGCAAGAAGGAACAAGAGGAAUUAAAAAAGAAGGAGGAUGAGAAGGCUGCUGCAGAAAUUUAUGAAGAAUUCCUUGCUGCCUUUGAGGGAAGCGAUGGCAAUAAAGUGAAAACAUUUGUAAGAGGAGGAAUUGUUAAUGCAUCUAAAGAGGAACAUGAAACAGAUGAAAAACGGGGUAAAAUCUAUAAACCUUCAUCACGAUUUUCAGAUCAAAAAAACCAACCAAGUCAACCAUCUAAUGAGAAGCCUCCGUCCCUCUUAAUGAUAGAAACCAAAAAGCCUCCUUUGAAGAAAGGAGAGAAGGAAAAGAAAAAGAGCAAUCUGGAACUUUUUAAAGAAGAACUAAAGCAGAUACAAGAAGAGCGUGAUGAAAGACACAAAACAAAAGGUAGAUUGAGUCGUUUUGAACCUCCCCAGUCGGAUUCAGAUGGUCAGCGUCGUUCAAUGGAUGCUCCUUCAAGAAGAAACAGAUCAUCUGGUGUACUGGAUGAUUAUGCACCAGGGUCACACGAUGUUGGGGAUCCAAGCACAACAAAUUUGUACCUGGGAAACAUUAAUCCUCAAAUGAAUGAAGAGAUGUUAUGUCAAGAAUUUGGACGCUUUGGACCACUAGCAAGUGUUAAAAUUAUGUGGCCAAGAACUGAUGAAGAAAGAGCAAGAGAAAGAAAUUGUGGCUUUGUUGCAUUUAUGAACAGGAGAGACGCUGAAAGAGCUCUAAAGAAUUUAAAUGGCAAGAUGAUUAUGUCCUUUGAAAUGAAGCUAGGCUGGGGCAAAGCUGUGCCUAUCCCACCACACCCAAUAUACAUUCCACCUUCAAUGAUGGAGCAUACCCUCCCACCUCCUCCGUCAGGUCUGCCUUUUAAUGCCCAGCCUAGGGAGAGGUUGAAGAAUCCCAAUGCUCCAAUGUUACCCCCGCCAAAAAACAAGGAAGAUUUUGAGAAGACUCUGUCGCAAGCCAUAGUCAAAGUGGUUAUCCCAACAGAAAGGAAUUUGCUCGCACUGAUACAUCGAAUGAUAGAGUUUGUGGUACGGGAAGGGCCCAUGUUUGAAGCCAUGAUCAUGAACCGAGAAAUCAACAACCCAAUGUUCAGGUUUCUGUUUGAAAACCAGACUCCAGCCCAUGUGUAUUAUAGAUGGAAGCUUUAUUCAAUUCUUCAGGGAGAUGCUCCAACCAAGUGGAGGACAGAAGAUUUCCGUAUGUUCAAAAAUGGAUCGUUUUGGAGGCCACCACCACUAAAUCCAUAUUUACAUGGGAUGUCAGAAGAGCAAGAAACAGAGGCAUUCGUGGAGGAGCCGAACAAGAAGGGUGCACUUAAGGAGGAACAGAGAGACAAGCUGGAGGAAAUUCUGCGUGGAUUAACACCUCGAAAAAAUGAUAUUGGCGAUGCUAUGGUUUUCUGUCUAAAUAAUGCAGAAGCUGCUGAAGAAAUUGUAGACUGCAUUACAGAGUCGCUGUCCAUUCUGAAGACUCCUCUUCCCAAGAAGAUAGCAAGAUUAUAUCUGGUAUCAGAUGUGUUGUACAACUCUUCAGCUAAAGUUGCCAAUGCUUCCUACUAUAGAAAAUUUUUUGAAACAAAAUUAUGUCAGAUAUUCUCUGAUCUCAAUGCUACUUACCGUACAAUACAAGGCCAUUUACAGUCUGAAAAUUUCAAGCAACGGGUAAUGACGUGCUUCCGAGCAUGGGAAGACUGGGCAAUCUAUCCAGAACCGUUUUUGAUCAAACUACAGAACAUUUUCUUGGGGCUUGUAAAUAUCAUGGAAGACAAAGAAACAGAGGAAGUACCAGAUGAUCUUGAUGGUGCUCCCAUUGAGGAAGAGCUUGAUGGUGCUCCAUUAGAAGACGUGGAUGGAAUUCCUAUUGAUGCUGCUCCUAUUGAUGAUCUGGAUGGAGUUCCUAUUAAGUCAUUGGAUGAUGAUCUUGAUGGAGUACCUUUGGAUACGGCUGAAGACUCAAAAAAGAAUGAGCCUAUAUUUAAAGUUGCUCCUUCAAAGUGGGAAGCAGUGGAUGAAUCAGAAUUGGAAGCUCAAGCUGUUACCACUUCUAAAUGGGAGCUUUUUGAUCAACAUGAAGAAUCUGAGGAGGAAGAAAUACCAAAUCAAGAAGAGGAAAGUGAAGAUGAGGAAGACACUCAGAGUUCAAAGUCAGAAGAGCAACACAUGUAUUCUAAUCCUAUUAAAGAAGAGAUGCCUGAGUCCAAGUCAUCAGUCAAAUAUUCAGAAAUGAGUGAAGAGAAGCGUGCCAAACUCCGGGAGAUUGAGCUUAAGGUGAUGAAGUUUCAGGAUGAGUUAGAAUCUGGAAAACGACCCAAGAAACCAGGCCAGAGUUUUCAGGAACAGGUUGAACACUAUAGAGACAAGCUGCUCCAGAGGGAAAAAGAGAAGGAGUUGGAAAGAGAACGAGAGAGGGACAAGAAGGACAAAGAAAAAUCGGAUUCUAGGUCCAAAGAUAAGAAGGAAAAGGAGGAAUGUACACCAACAAGAAAAGAGAGGAAAAGACGGCACAGUGCUUCCCCUAGCCCAUCUCGCAGCAGUGGCAGUAGAAGAGCAAAAUCCCCAUCACCAAAAUCGGAGCGCUCAGAGCGCUCUGAACGGUCCCACAAAGAGAGUUCACGUUCUCGGUCCUCACAUAAAGACUCUCCAAGAGACGUCAGUAAAAAAGGCAAAAGGUCACCAUCUGGUUCCAGGACACCCAAAAGAUCAAGAAGAUCACGGUCGAGGUCCCCAAAAAAGUCAGGGAAAAAAUCCAGGUCUCAGUCCCGUUCUCCUCACAGAUCUCACAAGAAGUCAAAGAAAAGCAAACACUGACAAUGUUGAUAUUUUUUAUGAUGCUGUCACUUACUGGAAAUGCAGUUUUGUUUUUGUGCCUGAACAGUCUGUUU
Messenger RNA from Meleagris gallopavo (turkey), 3202 nucleotides. The record is from RefSeq and is a predicted model, not a curated record. NCBI's taxonomy places the organism in Eukaryota, Metazoa, Chordata, Aves, Galliformes, Phasianidae.